This is a messenger RNA of Brienomyrus brachyistius, 1189 nucleotides long. RefSeq lists its product as uncharacterized. The transcript is spliced from 2 exons. Gene Ontology annotation, cellular component: transcription regulator complex; nucleus. Lineage: Eukaryota; Metazoa; Chordata; Actinopteri; Osteoglossiformes; Mormyridae. The record is from RefSeq and is a predicted model, not a curated record. Bases 166 to 1023 code for a protein of 285 amino acids. Gene Ontology annotation, biological process: regulation of transcription by RNA polymerase II.
ACCACCGCCGGCGACGUUGCAACAAGGGGAUUGUGGUUUCUGCAGUUUUAAGUCUAGUUCAAAUCCCACUUGUACGUCCGCUAUUACGGUCUGCGCACAGUACGCGUGACGUAAUUCCGUCCCUGGGACUGUCCGCGCGGACUGUAGGUAAGGAGUAGUUGUAUUAUGGGUGCUCUCGAUGAACGGUUGUGUGAGGUGGUGCGGAGGUAUCCGCACAUAUAUAAUUCGUCAUUGAAAGGGCAUAAGGACGUAUUACGCUGCACGGAAACAUGGAAGGAAAUCGCCCAAACACUGGGCAAAGAUGAGAGCUUCUGUAGGCAGAGGUGGAAAUAUCUGAGAGACAGAUACGUGAAAGCAAAACGGAAGACGGGUGGAAAGAGUGGCGAUGCGAGUGGCAGCGAUCGAAGCCCGCAUAUCAUGACCAUGCUAAGCUGGCUUUCGAGUUUUGUGAGACACAGAGAGACGGAUUCCAGCGUAUUAAGUGAUAUGACGGAGUGUCCACCGCGGAAGAUUCCCAGGACCGGGACAAAAUUACUUCAACCGGGCCCCCAAGACACACAACCACUCCCACCCGGGCCCCCUCUUGGGUCCGGGCCUGGGACAACUUCCCCAGUUGUCCCCCGAAGACAGCAAGCACUGGAGUUUGAUUGCAUCGCUUCUGGAUCCUCUGUCGCUGACACGGAGCAAGAGACAUUUUCGGGAAACCAAGGCCCGCACGAUUCCUCCGCCCCAUGGUCGCCGUCUCCGUCUGAAAACUCAGACCAGCACUCAUCCGAAUCUCCAUUUCCCAGCUGUCGGGGUUCAAGAAAGCGAAAUGAUCCCCCGGAGUCUUCAACCGAAACGGUGACAUCACAGCCGCAGAGGAGCGUCCAGGAAGCUGGAUGUGAGGAGCUGUCCUUCGGGCAGUAUGUCAGCCAGGUGCUGUUAAAAAUGGGGCAGAAAACAAGAUCCUGUGUGAAAUUUGAAAUCAAUCAGGUGCUGCACAAAUGGGAGAUGGAGCCCCACCGCGACGACAUCGCCUGAAAUAUCCUGCCUAUCGGACACAUCGCGUACCAUAAACUAUACUAUGGAGAUGGUAUACAAGGUUUUAUGUACUUUUGUAUGAAAUAAUUAGGUUUUUAUUUUGUUACAUUGGUUAUUGAACUAUAACAAUGUAGGUCCUUCAUAAAGGUUCAUCCAUUUCACCCUG